This is a messenger RNA of Myzus persicae (green peach aphid), 2077 nucleotides long. Its product is annotated as sodium channel protein Nach-like. Gene Ontology annotation, molecular function: ligand-gated sodium channel activity. Gene Ontology annotation, cellular component: membrane. Bases 82 to 2049 code for a protein of 655 amino acids. The record is from RefSeq and is a predicted model, not a curated record. Lineage: Eukaryota; Metazoa; Arthropoda; Insecta; Hemiptera; Aphididae. Gene Ontology annotation, biological process: sodium ion transmembrane transport. The transcript is spliced from 16 exons.
UUUGUGCACUCCCCCUACGAAGUGCCCGACGUGGCGUGCCGCAUUUUCCAGUCACCGGAGAACUUCUACAAAACGCUGGAUAUGGCCGCGCUAAGCAUAUUCAGUACUCCAGAAAUCAGAAACCUCUCGCCCAAGCAGAGAGGCUGCCGGUUCUCGGAAGAGAGCGACUUGGAGAUAAGUCCAAUUUAUACGUACAACACAUGUCGGAACCAGUGUCGAAUGGACCAAGCUAGAAAACUAUGUGGAUGUGUCCCGUACUUUUACAAGCCUCUUAAAAAAUAUACAAUAUGUGAUGUCAAAGGGAUGCACUGUUUGGAUCAAUAUAAAGAGUUUCUUAUAAAACUCCGGAAUACAACAGGAGUUGAUGAAAAAGUAAACUGUGGUUGUUAUCCACCUUGUGACGAUGUUAAUUAUAUCGUAGAAGGAGACAACACAAUGCAAUGGUUAAUAGGAACCAAUUUAAAGUGGGGACUUAUCAAAUAUCCUCGUAUGCGUUUGAAAAGAAACGUUUUAUUCGGUUUCACUGAUGUUUUAGUUUCAAUUGGAGGCACUGCAGGCCUGUUUCUUGGAUGUUCGGUAUUAAGUUUCCUGGAGAUAAUUUACUUCUUCACAUUUCGCCUGGCAUUUACGUCAUUGUGUACCACCACCAUGCGUAGGAUAUGGACGUAUUUCAGCAACAGCACGAUACACGGCUUCAAUUACAUAGCCGACAAACGCCGUCACUGGACGGAGAGAGUAUUUUGGGUGUUGACAUGUUUCAUAUCAUGUCUUGCUACGAGAUUAUAUCUCCAAGCUACUUGGUACGCUUACAACAACAACGCCGUUAGCUUUGUCACCGAUACCACGUAUCUGGAUUGGAAUACGAGUUUUCUCUCGUUAUCGAUUUGCGAACAAGAGUCGCCGGACAAGUUAUACGACUUGGCAUCCAAGAUGUACGGCACUGAUCGAGAUUUGAAUAUUGAUUUUUAUCUAAGGGACAUCGCUUUCUACGACGGUGCGUGUUACUCGUGCAUCACGCACUGUCAAAAGGGAACAUUAAACUGCACCACAGACUACGAUCAAAUCAUACGUGAAAUUCGGUCGGAAUGUCAAGAUCUGAUUGGAAAUUGUUAUUGGAAUGAUGAACCAUUCGAAUGCUGCGAUCAAUUCUUACCGAUAACGACUGAAAAUGGUGUAUGUUUUAUUGUAAACUCCUUACACACAGUAAAAAACGACGGCGAAAAAUUAAAAAUGAUAUCAAACCGAAAAUCGGGACCAGGCAGCCUUGCUUUUACGGCGUACGAGUCUAUAAAACUGUUUAUACACUCACCAGAAGAUUUGCCUUACGUAAACCAUCCACAAGAAGAAAAAUUUUUACUGAGUUGGGGAGUAUCGUUUUUGAUGAAAUACCAGAUUAAAGAGAUUGAGAACGAUCCGCUGUUAAAACAAGUAGAUAUCAAACAGAGGAAUUGUCGUUUUCCGGAAGAAAACGAUUUAAAAGUGUACAACGUAUACAGUAACUCCGCGUGCAUCGUGAACUGCAGAGCUGAAGCUCAGCUCAAGAUGUGUAAUUGUACUCCACAUUAUUUGAAGAUUCCGGGAACGCCAAUUUGUGGGAUCGAAGGUCUUGGUUGUAUAACUGAACAUUCAGAAUAUUUCCGAGCACUAAAGACUCAUGAUUUCAAUAAGCUGGGAUUAGUGUGCAAUUGUAUAUCUAGUUGUACUGAACCAGAAUAUAAUGUUUUGAGCAAAGAAAUUGGAACCUUAACUACUGAAGAGCAAGAUAACGAGGAUGUUAAAUAUGGAUCAAAAGUAAUUAUCGCAUUAGAUAGACUACCGAAUGAAAGACUUAAAAGAAAUGUAGUAAGAUCUCGAAUGGAUCUCAUUGUAUCAAUCGGAGGAACUUUAGGUCUAUUUCUUGGAGUGAGCCUGUUAAGUAUUGUUGAAAUAGUUUACUUCUUCGUUGUUUGGACACAUAAGACACCACAGAGCAUUACGAAUAACGUCAAAAGAAAAAAACAAGUUCAUCGACCAAUUCAAAACAUUAAUAAUUUACCAUUUUUACAUUGAAUUACUUUAUGUACAUCUAAAAAUUAAU